Messenger RNA from Macadamia integrifolia, 1942 nucleotides. Its product is annotated as probable pectinesterase/pectinesterase inhibitor 51. The coding region runs from base 56 to 1762 and encodes 568 amino acids. NCBI's taxonomy places the organism in Eukaryota, Viridiplantae, Streptophyta, Magnoliopsida, Proteales, Proteaceae. Gene Ontology annotation, molecular function: pectinesterase activity; pectinesterase inhibitor activity. The transcript has 2 exons. The record is from RefSeq and is a predicted model, not a curated record. Gene Ontology annotation, biological process: cell wall modification.
CCACUACCCCCAUUUUUCCCCUUUACUUUGAGGUAUAAAUCCAGGUGAUCUCAUCAUGCAGAGAAAAUCGAUUAAGUUCUCAAAACCCUCUAAUUUCCUCUUCCUCGCCAUGGCCUGCCUUUUCUCUAUCGCCCUCCUCUCCCUCCUCCUCAUCUUUUCCCUCUCCUGUGCAAAAUCCAAUCAUCAUCUCCAUCCAUCACCGAACCAGAAACCCAGUCCAACAUUUGCUUCCGCCCCUCCAGUCAUCCGCCAAGCCUGCAAGGCAACCCGGUUUCCGAACUCAUGCGAGGGCGCUCUAAUUCAAUCGUCCAAUCUGACCCAGAAUGCCAAACCCAUCGAGAUCAUCCAAGCGGCCAUGUCCAUCUCGGCUCAGAACCUCAAGACAGCUCAGUCCAUGGUGAAGAACAUCCUCGACAGGUCUUCCGGCAACCUCAACCGUUCCAAGGCGGCCAUGACCUGCCUGGAGGUUCUACACAACUCGGAAUACCGGCUCUCAUCAGCGGCAGACGUCUUGCCACGUGGCAGGAUGAAGGACGCCCGGGCUUGGAUGAGCGCUGCCCUUUGCUACCAGUACGAUUGCUGGUCGGGCCUCCAGUAUGUCAACGAUAGUCAAAUGGUCAACCAAACCAUGGCGUUUUUUGAUUCGUUGAUGGGGCUGACCAGCAAUGCUCUGAGUAUGAUGAUCUCCUACGACCUUUUCCGGGACAAGCUCGAGUCUUGGAAACCCCCGAUGACGGAGAGAUCUGGGUUCUGGGAAGACGGUGGGGUCGGCGGGUCAGUUUCCGGGUACAAAGGCGGUUUUCCGGCGGGUUUGUCUGCGGACGUUACCGUCUGUAAGGAUGAGGGUUCCGGCUGUUACAAGACGGUGCAGGCAGCGGUAGACGCAGCACCCGAUAACCAUUUAGCUCGUAAGUUCGUCAUCAGUAUCAAGGCCGGUGUGUACGAGGAGAUCGUACGGGUACCGCUUGAGAAGAAGAACCUGGUCUUUGUAGGUGAUGGCAUGGGCAAAACGAUCAUUACGGGAUCCUUGAGUGUGGCCCAGUCUGGGAUUACCACUUACAACACCGCAACCGUCGGAGUUUUAGGGGACGGUUUUAUGGCCCGGGACCUGACGAUACAGAACACGGCCGGACCAGAUGUGCACCAAGCCGUGGCAUUCCGGUUGGACAGCGACCUAUCGAUUAUCGAGAACUGUGAACUAUUAGGCAACCAAGACACUCUCUACGCUCACUCCCUGCGCCAAUACUACAAGGGAUGCCGAAUCGAAGGCAAUGUCGACUUCAUCUUCGGCAACUCGGCAGCAGUGUUCCAAGACUCACUCAUCUUGGUCCGGCCACGACAGGUCAAACCAGAGAAAGGUGAGAACAAUGCAGUCACUGCCCAAGGUCGGACCGACCCGGCCCAGUCGACGGGAUUUGUUUUCCAGAACUGCUUGAUCAAUGGAACAGAUGAAUACAUGGGCUUAUACCACAGUAAGCCCAAGGUUCACAAGAAUUUCUUGGGGAGGCCAUGGAAGGAGUACUCAAGAGCAGUCUUUAUACAUUGUAAUCUGGAAUCCCUCAUUAGCCCAACGGGGUGGUUGCCGUGGAGAGGCAACUUUGCCUUAUCAACGCUCUAUUACGGCGAGUUUGAGAAUUCCGGUGCCGGUGCAAAUGUGACGGGGAGAGUGAAGUGGAGUAGUCGGAUACCUGAGAAGCAUCUCUAUGCCUACUCCUUACAGAAUUUCAUUCAAGGGGAUGAGUGGAUCUCUACAUCUUCUUGAUCACUGUACCUCACUGUAGUAGUAACAGUAGUAUUCUUAGUGAUUCAGGCCGGUCGCUUGGUUCCAUAUGUUGUGAUAGUUACAUCUCUAUUAUUGCAAAGAUAAAGUCUUGAUUCAAUUUUUGAUACUGUAACUUUCUUGGACAUGGGUAAAGUUUUGUUGGUGUAUCAUUUUUCAUUA